AUGUCCGCCAACCCCGAGACCAACGGUGGGGACAUCAGUAGUGCCGAUGCCCAUUUCAUCAUUGAAUGCCUCAAAAAUCUCAACGGAUCUAAGCAGGUCGACAUCGGUAAAGUUGCCACUGUCUUUAAGUACAGCAAUGUGCUGUCAGCCCGCAACCGUCUUCGCAACCUGAGCAAGCGCUAUGGAUUUCCAAACCUGGAGUGCAGAUUUCCCUCUACCCCUACUAAGGCCGGCAAAGCUGGUGCUAUUGUCGAGGCUGCCAAGGAUGAUACUGCGGGCGAUGAUCCUUCUUCUUCCGGCGAGACUGUCCAGUCCACUCCUUCCAAGCCCGCUCGCAAGCCUGCUGGACGCAAGGGAGCCAAGGUCAACUCAAAGCCGAUUCCCGCCACGGGCCCGGUGAGCGCCGAUGGCUCUACCUCUCCUUCAAAAAAGCGCGGUCCAAGAGGCAAGGGCAAGCUAGCUGUUGCCCAAGAGGCCGCCGUCAUGGAGUCUGUUGAGAUUCCAGUCAAGAAGGACAAUGGAAACGUGAAGAUGGAGGAUGGUGGGGCUAUCAAAGUUGAAGCUUAA
Aspergillus fumigatus Af293 is the source of this 567-nucleotide messenger RNA. RefSeq lists its product as uncharacterized. The coding region runs from base 1 to 567 and encodes 188 amino acids. NCBI's taxonomy places the organism in Eukaryota, Fungi, Ascomycota, Eurotiomycetes, Eurotiales, Aspergillaceae. The record is from RefSeq and is a predicted model, not a curated record. The transcript has 2 exons.